AUGUCAGCUCCCGGCGCCGAAGACGGUGCAGAUCCAAAUGCCCCACUCACCGCCGAGCCGGCCGGCGGUCGGGUGUGGCAAGCCUGCCUCGCGUGCCGGCGAAAGAAGAUCAAAUGCGAUGGCAAACAACCUUAUUUGAAGAACCACACUUUCCGGCCCGUUACGGACGACAUUUUUGUGCAUUCAGGAAUGAUUGAAUAUCUGCAAAGCAAAGAGUUCGCCGACGAGUUCAAGAUCAGAGGAUACAAGAUUUUGAUUGGUGAAGUGCACAACGAGGAAACGUUGUACUCGUCAUACAAUGCCCCCACUGAACCAACCGUAGACGCACUCAAACUGCAAGUUUCGAAUUACUAUGCCCCUCAGGGAAACAUUGUGUCCGACGGCCAAGUGCGCGCGCCGUCUCGAGCUUUUGCUAAAGCAUUGGUUGACAAUGGCCUCGACCUGCAAGACGUAUGGAGAUAUCACAUUGCAUAUCGUUUGUCUUUCAUCGAUGCAGAGGUGGCCCCGGCCUCUUUCAGCAUCGCGCAUGCGAUGGACAAGCCAACAGGAAGAAACAUUCGAGUCUUGAGAAGAAAAAAAGAACUGACUCUAGCCCCACCAAACAGCUUUGCGAUUUGCCACGGACCAACGGCCGCUGAGAGACAGCUGAUGGAGGGUUGGAUCCAGAUCUUGAAAGCUUUUGUGAAUGAUGACAAAGUGUACAAGUUUGGCACGACUUCAAUGGAUCAAAUCAAGGUUAUGACUCCAGAGGGAAAGGUCGAGAUUCGUUCAGACGAAAGAUGGGAGGAGCUGGUGAAGUUGGGAGGCAUCAUUGCGGGCAAUUAG
Messenger RNA from Diaporthe citri, 825 nucleotides. RefSeq lists its product as uncharacterized. Bases 1 to 825 code for a protein of 274 amino acids. Lineage: Eukaryota; Fungi; Ascomycota; Sordariomycetes; Diaporthales; Diaporthaceae. The transcript has 3 exons. Gene Ontology annotation, biological process: regulation of DNA-templated transcription. Gene Ontology annotation, molecular function: DNA-binding transcription factor activity, RNA polymerase II-specific; zinc ion binding. The record is from RefSeq and is a predicted model, not a curated record.